ACGUUAGUAGCGCGUGUUCUCGUCUUCUCGACCUCGGCACCGCCGCAUCCGUGUCCGCCCCAUGCCCCCUCCGGCCCUCCCCUGGUUACGUCUCCCGCCGUCCCGCCUCGCCCUCCUCUCUGAUCCCACCCCAUCUCUGAGGAGGUCGAAUCCGGGGGUCCUCUCUCGCAGUCCAACGAAACCCUCAGAGGCACGGGUCGGUUCGCCGACAUGCUGUCUGGCGUGAAGCUGGUUCCUCGAGAGCAGAUCCAGUCUGAUCAGAGGCGUAGAGGUGACCGGGGCUCCGAUUCCGACUCCUCCGACGGCAAGAGGCCGUCGAAGCACAGUAAAAGAGGGCGGGACAAGAAGGAGAAGAAGAAGAGAAAAAGUAGCCGGCGGCAGCGGAGGCGGAGCAAGAGGUACUCGUCGGAAGAGUCUUCGGCGUCAGACACCGACGAUUCAAUCGGGGAGGAAGAGGAGGAGGAUGUCAGUCGGAGUAAGCGUCGGGGGAAGGACAGGAGGCGGCGGCGCAACUUCUCUGACGACGAUGAAUCCGAAUCCAGUGAAUCUGAUAGGGGAAGAGCCCCUCGCAGGGGGAAGCAGAGACGCAAUGACGAGGAUGAGGAGGAAGAUACUGAAGGUGAGGGGCUAAGGGCAAGUGAGGUGGUCAGGAGGGAGAUGGGACUUGAAUGGAUGCUCAAGCCAGCAAGCAGCAGCCGAGCUGAGGGCAGCACUGUUGGUAAGGCUGAUAAUAUCGAGAAGGAUGAAACUGCGAAUGAAGAGAUUAUGAGACCAAACCCAAAGGAACUUAACCCAUACCUUAAAGAUAAUGGAACUGGAUACCCAGAAGAAUCAACCCCAUCAAAUGCAGGCAGUCAGUUGCUUGCAUCCUCUGUUGUGGGUGAUGGAGGUGCCAGCUGGAGACUUAAAGCUUUGAAGCGUGCGAAGGAACAAGCUGCUCGUGAAGGAAGAAAACUUGAGGAGGUUGUUGAAGAGAGAUGGGGAUCGUUAGGCGACUUAGCUGUUUCAGUAUCAGCAUCAAGAGCUGCCCAUUCACAUGCUCAUUUGCAUGCCAUUAGAGGCAGAAAAUCUGGGAAUGCUGACAACUCAGAAGAACGUGUCAAAGGAAAUCCAGAGGGUCAGCUGGAUGGUAGCAGUGGCAGGCGUGAAUAUUUACGGGAUGUUUCUUCUCAGCAUCAUGCUAUGAGAAAACCCAAACCUGAUUCUGUCCCAUGGAAAAAGAGAAGACAGAAUAUAUCCUCUGAGGAUCAGGCACUUAUCUCUUCAGCGGUAGCAAGCUUAAAUAAGUUUUCUGAUGAUGGAAGCUUUAUGGAAAAGAUUAACAAUCUUGAGAGCAAGAACACAAAUGUUUCCACUGCUAGUGCUAGUGCUGAUGAGCAGAGGGACAAUGAGCAGAAAUCCCUUAAGGAGAGUUCAAACAAAGUACCAUUAGUGAGCGCUCAGAAAUUAAAUGCAAACCAGAUGGCUGCAAAGAUUCUGCAGCUCCGAAUGAAAGGCAAGCAUCAAGAAGCUGAACAACUUUCGAGAGAAAUGGAAGCUUUGCUGGAGAACCAGGAUACUGCCCAUGAGAAGCCUGGUCAUGGGAAAGAAAGAAGCUCAAUCAGCCAUACAUUGAAGCCUAGUGCAGCUGAUCGCAGGAGAAGAGAAGAGGAUGCUGACUUGCAUUUGGCUAAUAAAAUUAUGCACAACAAGCAGUAUAACAUGUCUAAAAGUAUAGAAGAUGAAUAUUAUUUUGGUGAUGCUCCCUCUAAAAAGGACAAAAGAAGGAAUAAAGAAGCACAUGACGAGAGGAGAAACACUAGUAGACUUAUGUUGACUCAGAAGGAGCGCUGUUUGUAUUGCUUUGAGAACCCAUCCAGGCCAAAGCAUCUGGUUGUUGCUAUUGGAAACUUCAGUUACUUGAUGCUGCCGCAGUUUGAGCCAGUUGUCCCUGGGCAUUGCAUUAUUCUCCCAUUACAGCAUGAAUCUGGAACGAGAACAGUUGACCAGAACGUUUGGGGGGAGAUACGCAACUUCAAGAAGUGCCUGCUGAAGAUGUUUGCGCAGCAGGACAAGGAUGUGGUGUUUAUGGAGACUGUCAUAAGCCUGGCCAGACAACGGAGACACUGCAUGAUUGAGUGCAUCCCUGUCCCUUCUGAAGUGUCAAGCAAUGCCCCAAUGUACUUCAAAAAGGCUAUCGAUGAAGCUGAAGAAGAAUGGACCCAACAUGAGAUGAAGAAGGUUAUCCCGACAAGUGCAAGCCGCAACCUGAGGCAAGUCAUUCCAGAGAACUUUGCCUACUUCCAUGUGGAGUUCGGGUUGGACCGUGGCUUUGUUCAUGUAAUAGAUGAUGAGAGCAAGUUCAGUGCUGGAUUUGGAUUGAAUGUCAUUAGAGGGAUGCUCCAGUUGCCAGAGGAGGACAUGCACCGUCGUCGAAGGCACGAGUCCAUGGAUAACCAGAGGCAGGCUGUUGCUAGCUUCAUGAAGGACUGGGAGCCCUUUGAUUGGACGAAGCAACUUGAUUGAAUGUGAAUACAGUUUUGAGAACACUUGCUUGCACGACUUGUACUAAAAAGUUUUGUAGGAAACUUGUAUUGAUGUAUAACUGUAUUUGUCUUGUCACCCAACAUUAUGUUUAUCUGUUCUUGCUGUAAAAUGAUAUUGCUCAGUCAAUAGCAUUUAAACUGACAAAAAA
Messenger RNA from Sorghum bicolor (sorghum), 2674 nucleotides. Its product is annotated as CWF19-like protein 2. Gene Ontology annotation, cellular component: post-mRNA release spliceosomal complex. Gene Ontology annotation, biological process: mRNA splicing, via spliceosome. NCBI's taxonomy places the organism in Eukaryota, Viridiplantae, Streptophyta, Magnoliopsida, Poales, Poaceae. The coding region runs from base 211 to 2505 and encodes 764 amino acids. The record is from RefSeq and is a predicted model, not a curated record. The transcript has 8 exons.